ACCAUUGACACAGUCGUCUUUUUAGGAGGACCGGGAGCACAGCAGAAACACAAAUGGGAGGCGUGGAGAGUCGUUUCAACGGCCUCAUAGUGGACGGCAACGAAGAGGAGGCCUUGGAGCUGUGGAAAAGUCGCCCCGAGCUUCAGGCGAGCUACAAACCCAACGUGCCCCUCAAAUGGGCCCCUCGUCGCGACACCCCGCUCCUCAGCGCCUCUCGAGCUAACAUGAAUAAGAUAAUGAAGGAGCUCCUUUCCCACGGAGCCGAUCCGCGGGGCAGGAACGCCGACGGAGAGACGGCACUGCACGUCGUGUGCAGCUCGGCGCGGUUCAGCUCGCGCACGAACCGCCUUAGGGCCGAGCUGCUGACCAUGUUGCUUGACCGACUCUCGCCGUUCGAGCAGAGCGGCAGGCAGGACGGGGAGCUCGGCAACGGCGUGACCGCUGCCGAAGGCGAGCCUUUCGGAGUAGCUGGGGAGGUGGACCCGUACAAUCUAGCACUAAUGGAUAAGAAUAGAAACACUCCACUUCAUCUGGCAGCGACAUCUGGUUUACUGAGCUGCGUUGAGCUGCUCCUGGCCCACAAUGCCCCCCUGUUUGUCUACAACAUCGCUGGACAGACACCGUGCGAGGCGGCCGGCGACGCCAAACAACUCAUCAUUGCUAAACUCCUCGAAUCAAAGAUGGUUUUCAUGUCACAAGGAUCAGGGCCGGAGGAAGGGAAGAAGGUGGUUAUGUCCAGAGCCAGACACAGAUCAUUUUACAACACAGAGACACUGUCGAAACUGAGGGCCGACAUCAUCCAUCGCUUGGCCACUGAUCUGCAGAUCACAGACUUCAGUGCUCAAGCUCUGUUGAUGGCCUACAGCUGGUCGGAUGUUCUUGUCAAGGAGGCGUGGUCAGAGGACAGAGCAGCGGCCUGUGAGAAGGCGGGGCUAGACCAAGCCACCGUCGCCCCGAGAGACGAUACUAACAUUGACCACACCCUCUCCUCCUCUCUUUCCAAUGUUGAGUGCCACAUAUGCUGUCUGACCUACACACCUGACAACAUGGUUCAGGUCCCCUGCUCUCACCACUUCUGCACUGACUGUUGGAAACAUAAAAUUGAUGUGAAUUUCUUGAACCGACACCAGUGCACGUGAAUUGGCUGUGCAGCAUACUGCGUGCACUGUGGAGCAGAUAAAGACUUCCCUGCAAUAGUAAUGUCUCCUCCCACAAGAUGUCAUGGAAUAGCUGUACUACAACAGAUGGGUGAUAAACUAGCAAGAUUUAUCCCUCACACUUUACCCACUGUACCCACACUCUGCGGUGUGUCUAUUACUGCAGGUAUCUGUCAGGACAGAUAGAGCAAGGUCUCGGGAGAGAGAUCCGCUGCCCCGAACACAACUGCUACAAGAUAAUCCCUAACG
Geodia barretti is the source of this 1406-nucleotide messenger RNA. The record is from the annotation of a GenBank genome assembly. Lineage: Eukaryota; Metazoa; Porifera; Demospongiae; Tetractinellida; Geodiidae.